This is a messenger RNA of Diospyros lotus (date-plum), 2577 nucleotides long. RefSeq lists its product as uncharacterized. The record is from RefSeq and is a predicted model, not a curated record. The transcript has 14 exons. Bases 154 to 1860 code for a protein of 568 amino acids. Lineage: Eukaryota; Viridiplantae; Streptophyta; Magnoliopsida; Ericales; Ebenaceae.
ACCUUGUCUCAAGGGCAAACGAGGCACCCGGCCCGCGCCCACUACUACUGCCAUGGCGGCAGAAGAAGCAGCACGAGAUAGAUCGCCCUAAACCUCUCUCUUCCUAGCUUGCAGCGCCAGCAAGAGGAGGAAGAAGAAGACCAGCAACUGGAAAUGGUGAACAAGGCGUGGCGAGUGAUCCCUCGCCCACUCAUGGAGACGGUGCUCAACAACCACGCCCAGCAUCACCGCGUUCCCCAGCCCCUCUUCCUCCACGGCCCCCGCGGCGUCGGCAAAACCACACUCCUUCUCGAACGUGUCCUCGACAAGUGGAACGCCGGCCCUCACAUCACCGGCUACGUCGACUUCGCUCAGAGCAUCGAGGGCUACCACCCCUACCACGGCCAAUCGUUUCCGUGGACUUCAUGGUCCAAUUGUCCGUCGCCCGCGCUCCCCACUCUCCGCGCUCAGCUGGAGAAUUGUCUUGAGUCGAUGGCCGAAAAGGGCGUCAAGUUGGGAACAAUAAGCUCCCAGCAAAUCUUCACCACUCUCAACAAAUGGCACGGCCUGAGCGCUGCACUUCGUCGAGUAAUUCACUCCAGCGACUCUGCCGGCUCCAAUUUGAAGGCUGUGGCGACGGGGAAGGCCUCGGCUUCGGUGCUUUGGAGUCGGGCCGUCUUCGCGCUAUCUGCUCGAUUAAAUGCCUCUGAGAUUGACGGGGUCCUGGAGUUGAGCGGAAAGGGGAGGAGUGUGAGUGUCGAAGAGGCUUCGUAUUUCAGGGAAGCGCUGGUGGCUUUGAGAUUGGCGAAGGAGGUGAUUAGGAUUCAGCAGGGGUGGAGAACCAAUGCUGUUAGGCAUUUGAAUCGUAUUGGAGGGUUUUCGAGGAGCUUGGCGAAUUCGGCGACUGAUUGGCCGUGUUUGUUGCUGGAAUUGUUGUCUUCUGCUGCAGAAAUCGAUUACUUUCAGCCGAAGCUGGUGAUAAACAAUAUUGAAGUUCUAAAGCAUGCAGUACUGACAGAUGAUUCAACAAUCUGCGGGUCACAGUAUCAUGACAGUUUGAUAUGGAGAAUAAUAGCUUUGGGUGCCAAUGAGAGGUGUUUACCCGUUAUUCUUGUCACAUCAGAUAGCUACUACUCAUAUAAAGCGUUUAUCGAUUUUGGGUUUCCAGAUGUAUUCAUCUCCCGUGAGACCUUUGGAUGGACUCAACAAGAAGCUAAAAUGCAUAUGGUCACUGAUUACUUCAGUCAAUCUGAGUGGAGUGUGGUUGUUGAGGUGCUAGGACCAAGCCCGCGACAUCUUUUUGAACUCUAUGCACUCAAACAGAGCAAUUUUUACCAGAAGGUCAUGGAUGACAACGGUAGUACAUUUGAGGACAUUGUAGAUGCAUAUUUAGCGUAUUUGCAAGUGACUGUGGUUAAUCCUGCCAUGGAUAAAGCGUUGUCCGUCUUGCAAAAUUUUGCUAUUGAUGCAAGGAAGGGAAAAAUUCCAAAAGAUCGAUUGCGCUUUGGUGCUCCUUGGAGACAUCCUCCUCAUACAGACAACCCCACUCUGAUCUUAGAAUGGGCUAAGGUUCAACUAAUGGAUUUUGUCCAGUCUCUGGCCAAUACAGAAUUUGGGGUUAAUUAUUUUGCUGAUUGUAGCCUUGAAAUUCUGGAUGAUCCUUCUGCUGUAGCAUUAUUAGAGGUUGGUGUGCUUUAUGCCCAGAGAGAACCAUCCUUCAUUCGCCCAAUAUCUCAGGGUAUUCAAAGAUGUCUUGUAAGAUGGCUUAUCCAGGAACGGAUGCAAAUGAGGUUUCUGAGCUCACUUAAAUAUUUUUGGCAUCGAGUUAUACGUGGCCGAAGCUACCGCCAUUUGAUGUUAGAAGUAGGCUAUAAUAAAUAGAGCAAUUGGUUACUCCAGCAAAGCUAAUUCUUUUCUUGAUAUGGACCUUGCAGUGUCCUACAAAACUGCACAUUGUUGGAGGUCAACCUUAUAAUAACCAAUUUUACUUUCUCUUGCAUUGAAAUUUUCAUGCACUCCUCUGUAUGGUUACCAAAUUGGCCUCUCAGCAGGGCUAUUAUGCACCCAUUGGGAGAAUCAAGAAAUGCUGAUUCUGAACGGAUAGGAAUAUUCUUCCAUUCUUGUGUCCUCGGCUUCGCUGACAACCUGAUGCACAGGCACGGUCUAUCCUUUCGAGAACUGUCCCCACACGGAGUUGUGAGGCGGACCCUUUUGCUCUCCAGACAACUGCUGCUGGUGAUGGUGUGUUCUUGUAGCACACAAUAAUGUGCAUCAUCUGGAUGGCCUCUUUGUAGAGAAUGUUUCUGCUUUGUACUGUAGCCAUUGUUUUGGAAGAUAAUAAGAAUAGGCAAGGAAGAUUUCAACCUUGGAUUUGCUCGUGUAGUUUCUGCUGAAAUGGCAAUGGUUAUAUAUAGAUGAGAGUGCUUUAGUUUAGAUCUGAGUGGAGUUCCCACCUGUUUCGUCCUCAAAUGAGUUAUAGUAUCUUCUUAUAAAACAAUGUUUGUUUUACCAUAUUGAGCCUUGCUACUGCCUAUUGCUUGGCUGGUCACAUGUGUGGCAAAUGCUGUGGAGAGAUUGAUAAUGCUAUUCAAAUGCUCC